AUGCGUAGCUAUAUCGUUGCAGCACUAGUGGCUCUCGCUACAGCUCGCUCGAGCGAUGAGCAUCCAGGACAUCGUCUUUAUGAGUCCAAGAAUGCUACACAUCCUGGCAAUGCUACAUGCAUCUCAGACACCGACGCAUCCCUCAUCGCCACGAGUUUUGGCCUGACAAUUUCAAACUACACCGAAGCUCUCGCAGUCCAACUCUUUACCACAAACUUUACAGAUCAAUCAGAUAGUGUCAAUACUUUGAUUCAUGAGCCAGGAUUGCAACCUCAAGAUCUUGGUCCCUUGACCUUUACCUCCAAAGCAGAUUUCCUCGCUGGCCAAGGAGCUCAACCGCCUGUUCCCUUUGAGAUUCUCGAUUUGUGGCAUACUUGCGAUACUGUGAUCUUGCGUUGGUUGUCUGCGCAAACACCUUAUUCGGUUCAGGGUAUCAGUAUCGCUAGUGUAGUUCAUGCAGUUGAAGGUCAAGGAGGUGGCUUUGGUGUAGGGACUCAAAAGUGGCAGAUUUCGAGGAUUGUCGCAGAGUUCAACUCUGGUGCUUGGUUGGGUAAUAUUGGGUAUCCGGAGUGUGCGGUAGUUGCUAAUGCGACAAGGUGA
This is a messenger RNA of Aureobasidium subglaciale EXF-2481, 600 nucleotides long. RefSeq lists its product as uncharacterized. Lineage: Eukaryota; Fungi; Ascomycota; Dothideomycetes; Dothideales; Saccotheciaceae. The record is from RefSeq and is a predicted model, not a curated record. The transcript is spliced from 2 exons. The coding region runs from base 1 to 600 and encodes 199 amino acids.